This is a messenger RNA of Panonychus citri (citrus red mite), 2681 nucleotides long. RefSeq names its product CD151 antigen-like. Gene Ontology annotation, cellular component: membrane. Lineage: Eukaryota; Metazoa; Arthropoda; Arachnida; Trombidiformes; Tetranychidae. Bases 810 to 1568 code for a protein of 252 amino acids. The transcript has 6 exons. The record is from RefSeq and is a predicted model, not a curated record.
AAUUUUUAUCUCUUCUCUUUCAUAUUCGAAAAGAAAGAAAGAAAAAGAGAGAAAAAAAUCUUUAUCAACUUUUCUCUACCUGAAGAGAAUACAAAAUAAUUCUUAAUAUUUUCGCCAUUACAAGUUUCUAUUCUGGCGUAACAACAUCAAUCUAAAGUGAAUCAAGAACAAACAAUUAACUGACCCUAAAUCGAACGAGAUAAACCGUUAAUCCAUUCAGAUUAAGAGUCACCAUCACAUCGCAAACACAUCAAUAUAUAAGUCACGAUAAUUUUGCUGCAAGAGUCACACCCUUUAAGAAAUGGGUCCUGGACCAAGACGAUUAAUGUGAAUAUAUCAGAAUUUGGGUUCACUAUUAUCAUAUUAUCAUCAUAACUUUUUUAUCAUCAUCAUCAUCAUUAUCCUCGUGUACAAGAUAAAGUAAAAUAUCAAAGGGAACAGACAAAGAGGAGGAAGACAAGGAGAAGAUAAAAUAAGGUAACAAUCAAGGUAUCAUUCUGAUGAUCAUCAUCUCGAUAGCCUUAAAGCAUCAACAGCAAUUAUCAUCAUCAUCAUCAUCAACAACCUUGUUCGUGGUCUUCAAAUCUUAUUUCCUCGUCAUCAUUUCCAAUCAACAUCAACAAGAGUGAAAAUAGUUUUCCAAUCAUUCAAAGUUAAUCAGCUGCAAUUGUUUCAUCAUCUUAAUUUGUUUACUAUUCGUUUCCUUGUUUCUCAAUUUACAUCGAUAAUUGUGAUUUAAAUUGGCAAUUUGUUUUUUCCCUUUUGUUUAUUUGAUUGUUUGGAUUUACCUUUGAUUGUGAUUGAUCAACAUGGUUGAUGGAUUUGCAAAGGGAGUCAAAUUUGCAAUGCUCAUUGCAAAUGGUGUUAUAUUUAUUGGUGGUAUCACUGUUUUCUCAAUAGGAGUUUGGACUCUAUCAGACAAAUCGUUCAUGGAGAGAUUAUUAGGAACCAGAUCGUAUGUUGCUUCGGCCUCAAUUCUGAUUGGAACUGGAUUAGUUGUAGCAAUUAUCUCAUUCCUUGGUUCCAUAGGAGCUUGGAGAGAGAUUCGUUGUAUGUUGAUCACCUUUUUCUUCAUAUUGGCAAUGAUCUUUCUCACAAUGUUGGCUGGCGGAAUUCUGGGCUACAUCUUCAGGAGUGAGGUUGAUGAACGAAUGCACUCAGAGAUGGUUAUGACAAUUAGACUUUAUGGAAACGAUUCUAAAGUGACAGAAUCCUGGGAUGCCGUCCAAAGAAAUUUUAAUUGUUGUGGUGUCAUUCCCAAUAUUGGUAAUCGUAAUAAUCGUGAUCAAAAGGCCUACAAAAUUUGGUUGAGAAAUUUCAACUUCAGAUUAAGUGGACCACAAGUUCCUGAGAGUUGCUGUAAGAAUCCGCUUGAUGUUCAACAACGAAAAGCUUGUCAACGAGAUAAAUUAGAGGAAAGAUACGUUUUCAUGGAUGAUUGUUACGAAAAAAUGAAAGACUUCGUGAAGGCUCAUGCAUUACUUGUGGGAGGAAUCGGAAUCGGAAUCGCUGUGUUACUUGUAUUCGGGAUGAUUUUAUCAUGUGCACUAUUUUUGAUGAUAAAAUAACAAUAGAAAUUCAAAUUAAUAGUCAUCAUCAUCAUUACCAACAUUGCCAAUCAUCGUCAUCAUGAUUGAAUCAUCAUGAUAAUAAUCAUUCAUCUUCAUUGCCUUUCAAAUUUUUGGUCAAAUUUUCACUUUUCAUUGUUAUUUUUGACUCUCGAUUGACUUUUAAUUUCAUUUGGUUGUUUUCUCAAUUAACUAACAUUACAAUCAACCUUAAUUGUGCCAUAAUAAAUUGCGUGCAAAUGCAAUAACAAUAAACAACAAGAUUGUUAGAUGAUGAUGAGGAUGAGAGAGAGAGUAAAGGAAAAGGUCUCAGGUAGAUGAUGUUAAAUGAACGAGUAAAGAUGAAGUCACGAAUUUUUUUUCAGAACUUUUUCUUUUCAUCUUGUUCACUCAUUUAAUAUUAUCCAUCAUUUGAAACAAAUGUAAGUAAGUGGGUGAAAAAUUCAUGAUCUCAUGAUAUUAUCAUGAAUUUUAUUCAGUAGUUGUUUCUAAAGAUACUAAUAUAAACAAAAUAAAAUCAUUUCAACGACCAAAACAAUCAACAAAUUACCAACAAGAAACUAAAAGUUUACCUGUAAUUUUGUUGACCAGAAACUCUGGUAAUGAGAGACAUCAUCUAGUUAACUAUGUAAAUAAUGAUAGUGACCAUCAGCUUGGUCAUUAUCAUUACAAUUAACGAAUUACUAUCAGUUAAUUGCUCGAAAGUGAUUUACUUUGUCAACAAUGUUUGUGACUUUUCAUUGGAUUUACCUGAUUGUUUGGAUUCUCAUUUCCUGUUCAACCUUCAUUUAUAAUUGUGAUUAUUUUAAUUAACUAAUUGUAAAUUUUAUUCUAAGUCAUUUUGUUGAUUUUUACCUUUUCCAUUGUAAAUCUUAGUCAUCAUCUAAUCACUGUCACCAAUCAACUCUUUUGAUUAAUACAAAUAAUGUAAUUGAUUAAUGAUCACUAUUAAAACCAUUGUCUUAAUUAUGAUUGAAUUGAUUUCAAUAAUCACUUAUAAUUAGUGUUAAUUGAGUUAAAGGUUGUUGUCUGUAUUUUAAUCAUUCAAUUGUAAUUUUUUUCUCAUGUUCACUUGAUUAAUCAAUGGAUUAGCAAAUGAUUAAAAAGUUAUCA